CUCUGUUGAAAAUUUAAACUAAAUAUUAGAUUAAAGUAGUGAAUUAAUUUGUAUUGGAGAUUAAUUAAUUCACUUCUUCUUAGCAUUUUAAAACUCAAACUUGAUAAUAACAAAAAUACAAACAUGUUAAUAACAAGCAGAAUAUUUGUUCUGAAAAAGAAAAGGCAAGAAAUAAGUAAUUGCAUGCAUUGAUUUUAAGCACAAGAUGAUAGCUGCAAGGGCUUGAUAAUGUUUGAUUAAUGUGUUCAGUGUUCAUCCAUCCAUUCAUCAUCUUCAAUUCAACAUGAGAAUGUUACCUUUUUGUUCAUCCACUCCGUGUUAUUCCCCAUCUUCUCAGAUUCCCUUAUUUGGGGGACUGCAAUCUCUAUGUCCAAUUCGAAAGGAUUUUGAAAGUAGAGGUGUGGUAGAAGAAAAUGUACAUUUAGGUUUGUAUCAUGGAACACCCUCACUCAGAAGUUCAUUUACAGCACAAGCUAUAAAGACUGUCUCAGCUUGGGAUAAUUCAUCACUCAGUACUGGAGAAUUCAGAUAUAGUUUAUCUACUGUUCCCGAGGAAUUAGUAGACUUUGCAAAACAAUCAACUGAAGUGUCUGAGCCAUUAGUAGCACCUACUGUACAUCCAGAAGCAAUAUUAUCGAGUACUGAUAUAACGUCGGGGAAGAUUGAAUCUGUGCCGAGUUUGAUUAAAGGGGGUAAUGAAUCGUUAGCCGCAACUAAAGCAAGUGCCACUGAAGUUUUUGCUGGAAUCAAUGAAACAUUCAGUGACUCAAUUAAUAAGGGAGAAAAUGCUCUUCGAAGCUCAGUGGAUACUGCCACUUCUUUUAUUGAUUCCGUUGUUAAAAAUGCUACUACAUCUGCAGAUAAUGCUUUUAGUAAGGUGUUUUCUGCUGCUGAUCAAACGGGGGACUUAGCGAAUAAGAAAAUUACUAGCUUUUCAAGUGAGAUAGAUGGAGUCACCAGUAAAGCGCCUGGUUUGGUUAUUGAUGUGUUGCGACGUACAGUGGUUGCUGUAGAGAGUUCUCUAUCAAGUGGGGCUUCUUAUGUUGUUUACCUAUAUGGGUCGGCGAAGGAGUUUAUUCCUGCAGAGAUCAGGGAUACAGUCAAUAUAUAUGAAGAUAAAGCAGCACAAGUCUUGAGGCCUGUUGGGUCUGCAACUCAACAGAUAUACAUGGCUUUCUAUUCACUGGAGAAGAGUCUUGGCUUGGAUCCAAAUGACCCAAUUAUUCCAUUUGUUGUUUUUGUGGGCUCUUCAGCAACAUUAUGGACUAUUUAUUGGUUGUGGAAAUAUGGAGGUUACUCAGGAGAUUUAUCCCCUAAAUCAGCUUUCGAGCUCUUGGCCGGGGACUCAAAUGCUGUACUUAUAGAUGUCCGCUCCGAGGACUUGCGAGAAAAAGAUGGUAUUCCUGAUAUUCGACGGGCUGCUCGGUUUCGCUAUGCAAGUGUAACUCCAAUUGAGGUUGAUGGCUCCAUACGCAAGUUGUUGAAGGGGGGUAGAGACCUAGAUGACUCCUUGAUUGCUGCUAUUAUUCAAAAUUUGAAAAUUGUUAAGGACAGUUCCAAGGUUAUUGUGUUGGAUGCUGAUGGUACUCGUUCUAAAGGCAUUGCAAGAUCCUUGAAGAAAAUUGGGGUUAAGAAUCCGUACUUGGUCCAAGGUGGCUUUCAGUCUUGGGUAAAACAAAGUCUCCGCAUCAAGGAACUCAAACCUGAGACAGCACUUACCAUACUCAACGAGGAAGCUGAAGCAAUUCUAGAGGAUAUUAGACCUUCUCCUUGGCAACUUUUAGGUUCUGGUACGGCACUACUUGCGGGGUCAUAUGCAUUAGUAGAGUGGGAGAAAACAUUGCAGUUAAUUGGUGUAUUUGGCCUCAGUCUGACCAUAUAUCUGCGGGUUUCUUCGUAUGAAAAGUCAGAAGAUUUGAACCAAGAUGUGAGGUUUUUAUUGCUUGCUCCUGUUAAAAUUGGAGGUCAGGCAUUUUCAUGGGCUGCUGGAAAAUUGGAAUCAAAUGGCAUAGGGUUACCUACAUCACCUUCAUCAUUGGAUGUUCAGAACCGGGUACUACAGGCUGCCGCGAAACAUGAAUCCCAACCCUCUGAUAGUGAAGGGAGCCAAGACCCUACUCCCGAAUCCACAGUUUCUCUCAAUUAAAAUGUAUGAGAUUAUUGUUCCAGAUUGUCAUGUGCUAACAUGGGAAGAACAGAGAUUUGUAUGGUCACAACAAGUUAACUCACAUGACUUGAAGUUGAAGUAUGCAAGUUGACAUUAUCCAACCUUUUCUAAACACUGUGCAGCCAACACAAAGAUGAUUAUUAUUUUUAGUGCCACAAGUUGCAAGAUUGCCACAACCAUCAAAAUAGUAAGAGUGAAAUAUAAUUGUUUAAUAAACUAUUAUUUGCAUGAUAAAAAUUGUACUGACAAUUUCUGGUGUUACAACAAAUAGUUUUAUAAACUAUAUCCUUCGAUAAAUUCGUUUGAUGUUUAGGUCUUCUACAAACUUCUUUUGCUCAGAGCCUUCACCCCCAAUCAUCAAUGUAAAAAUAAAUAAAUACAAACUUCUUUUGUCCACA
This is a messenger RNA of Medicago truncatula (barrel medic), 2565 nucleotides long. RefSeq names its product calcium sensing receptor, chloroplastic. Gene Ontology annotation, biological process: de-etiolation; cellular response to calcium ion; regulation of stomatal closure. Lineage: Eukaryota; Viridiplantae; Streptophyta; Magnoliopsida; Fabales; Fabaceae. The coding region runs from base 284 to 2146 and encodes 620 amino acids. The record is from RefSeq and is a predicted model, not a curated record. The transcript has 13 exons.